AUGGAAAGGAUCUUUAGGUUCCUUAGAUGCAAUGAUGUUGAGCGCCUUAUGUGUAUGUCAUACCAGCUCAAGGGAUCCGCAGAUUAUUGGUGGGAGGCCAAACAGAAGACUUUAACCCCUGAUCAAGUAGAUGAACUUACAUGGGAGCAAUUCAAAAUAGUUCUCUGCGAGAAAUACAUACCGCGUAGCUAUCGCAAGAAGAAGGAGAUGGAGUUUGUAAGUUUAAAACAAGGAAAUAAGAUGGUAGCUGAAUAUGACCGUUUGUUCUGUGAUUUAGCUCGAUAUGCACCAUAUCGAGUAGAUACGGAUGAGAAGAUGUCAGAGUUGUUUUGUGCCGGAUUGAAGCAGGAUAUUCGAGUGGUCUUAGCAAGUCAGAGCACACUUACGUAG
Messenger RNA from Salvia miltiorrhiza (redroot sage), 390 nucleotides. RefSeq lists its product as uncharacterized. The record is from RefSeq and is a predicted model, not a curated record. The coding region runs from base 1 to 390 and encodes 129 amino acids. The transcript has a single exon. NCBI's taxonomy places the organism in Eukaryota, Viridiplantae, Streptophyta, Magnoliopsida, Lamiales, Lamiaceae.